AUCUCCACAAUCCCCAAAACUCACUCACUCUUUCAACACUUGCUCUCUCUCCAUUAAUCUUUAAGAUAAUAAACCUAAUUGUUUCUGUGAGAUUCUUCUGAGGCUUGAAGCUCAAAAGCUAUGGCUUCCCUUUCAGUCUCUUCCUCUUCGACCAUCAUCGAUUCGAGAGCUCCUCCUUCUCGGCAAGCCUCCGCCUCCGCCUCUUCUCCGUCGUGUAUUUCACUUCCCACACUUCCUCCUCCUCCGAUUCAGUCUCAUAGCCGCGCCGCUAAAGCCACUGCUUACUGUCGGAAGAUUGUGAGGAACGUUGUCACGAGAGCUACUACUGAAGUUGGUGAAGCUCCUGCCACUACUACCGAAGCUGAGACUACUGAGUUACCUGAAAUCGUCAAGACUGCUCAAGAAGCUUGGGAGAAAGUGGAGGACAAGUACGCUAUCGGUUCUCUUGCCUUUGCUGGUGUAGUGGCUCUUUGGGGAUCUGCUGGAAUGAUUUCGGCAAUCGAUAGGCUUCCAUUGGUUCCUGGUGUUCUUGAACUUGUAGGCAUCGGUUACACAGGAUGGUUCACUUACAAGAACCUGGUCUUCAAACCAGACAGGGAGGCUCUGUUUGAGAAGGUCAAGAACACAUACAAAGACAUAUUAGGGAGCAGCUGAAUCAAAGGAGGAGGAAGAAGAAGAAGAGCCUUUUUGGGGGGCCAUUCAUGAAUUCGAAUGAAGGAUAGAUAUCAAAAGAAUCUAACACAAAGGCCACGUCCUUCCUUCAAUCUUUCCUUCUUGUAACUAAAUAAUUUUCAUCCUUUCUUUCUCUGUCUCUUGGUCUUUUUUUAGCUCAAAAUAUCAUCCAUUUAUGUCAAGUGUUGUAAAUUCCUCAAGACUAUAUAUGAGAUGUUUUAUUUCAUUUUCCAAAUUUUCAAA
This is a messenger RNA of Arabidopsis lyrata subsp. lyrata, 915 nucleotides long. Its product is annotated as protein CURVATURE THYLAKOID 1B, chloroplastic. The transcript has 6 exons. The record is from RefSeq and is a predicted model, not a curated record. Lineage: Eukaryota; Viridiplantae; Streptophyta; Magnoliopsida; Brassicales; Brassicaceae. Bases 121 to 654 code for a protein of 177 amino acids. Gene Ontology annotation, cellular component: chloroplast thylakoid membrane; thylakoid.